GGAGCGGCUGUGAACCCACGUGGGUCCUGCGUGUAUUUUAGUUCCCCGAACCCAGUCCUUUAAACUCUCUCCCUGCCUACUAGGCAUGGGUCGCUCGGGGAAGUUGCCCUCCGGGGUCUCGGCCAAGUUGAAACGCUGGAAGAAAGGCCACAGCAGCGACAGCAACCCGGUCAUCUGCCGCCACCGGCAGGCCGCCCGCAGCCGCUUCUUCAGCAGGCCUUCAGGAAAGAGCGACUUGACAGUUGAUGCGGUGAAGCUGCAUAAUGAACUGCAGUCGGGGUCCCUGCGCCUGGGCAAAAGCGAAGCCCCUGAGACGGCCAUGGAAGAAGAGGUGACGCCGGCUUUCACCGAGAAGUCUUCUGGCACCUUCCUGAGCGGCCUGUCUGACUGCACAAACGUCACCUUCAGCAAAGUGCAGCGCUUCUGGGAGUCCAACUCCGCUGCCCACAAGGAGAUCUGCGCUGUCCUGGCUGCUGUCACAGAGGUGAUUCGCUCCCAGGGUGGGAAGGAGAGUGAGACUGAGUACUUCGCUGCGCUGAUGACAACCAUGGAAGCGGUGGAGUCCGCGGAGUCUCUGGCGGCUGUCGCUUACCUGCUGAACCUUGUCCUCAAGCGCGUGCCCAGUCCUGUGCUCAUUAAGAAGUUCUCCGAUACCUCCAAAGCCUUCAUGGAUAUCAUGUCAGCCCAGGCCAUCAGUGGCUCCACCUCUGCCCUCCGAUGGGUCCUCUCCUGUCUGGCCACCCUUCUGCGGAAGCAGAGCCUCGAGGCCUGGAGCCUCCCUGUGACCAUGCAGGUGUACCACGGGCUGCUGAGCUUCACCGUGCACACCAAGCCCAAGAUCAGGAAGGCUGCCCAGCAUGGGGUGUGCUCCAUCCUCAAGGGCAGCGAGUUCAUGUUUGGUGAAAAGGCCCCUGCCCAUCACCCUGCUGCCAUUUCUGCCGCCAAGUUCUGCAUCCAGGAGAUUGAGAAGUCCGGAGGCUCCAAGGAGGCCACCACCAUGCUGCACAUGCUGACCCUGCUGAAGGACCUACUGCCCUGCUUCCCAGAAGGCCUGGUGAAGAGCUGCAGCGAGACUCUCCUGCGGGUCAUGACCUUGAACCAUGUGCUGGUGACAGCCUGUGCCAUGCAGGCCUUUCACAGCCUCUUCCAUGCUAAGCCCGGUGUGCGUACCCUGCCGGCAGAGCUCAACGCCCAGAUCAUCACAGCCUUGUACGACUACGUUCCCAGCGAGAAUGAUUUACAGCCCCUGCUGGCCUGGCUGAAGGUCAUGGAGAAAGCCCAUAUCAACCUGGUCAGGCUGCACCGGGAUCUGGGGCUGGGCCACCUCCCUCGCUUUUUUGGAACUGCGACGACCUGCCUUCUCUCCCCCCACUUGCCAGUUGUAACAGCUGCCACCCAGUGCCUCCAGGAGAUCCUGAAAGGGUGUGUCGCUCCCCACAUGGCCGACAUUGGCUCCGUGACCUCCUCGGCCUCAGGCCCUUCCCAGUACAUUGCCAAGAUGUUCAGGGCGGUGGAGGAGGGCCUGACAUACAGAUUCCAUGCAGCAUGGAGCUCUGUGCUGCAGCUGCUGUGUGUCUUCUUCGAAGCCUGUGGGAGACAGGCCCAUCCUGUGAUGAAGAAGUGCCUCCAGUCGCUGUGUGACCUGCGCCUCUCCCCCCACUUCCCCCACACGGCAGCUCUGGACCGCGCGGUGGGUGCUGCGGUGGCCAGCAUGGGCCCCGAGGUGGUUUUAGAGGCCGUGCCUUUGGAAAUCGACGGCUCUGAAGAGACUCUGGAUUUCCCCCGGAGCUGGCUGCUGCCCGUCAUCCGAGACCACGUCCGGGAAACGCGACUUGGUUUCUUUACCGCUUACUUCCUGCCUCUGGCCACCACCCUGAAGAGGAAAGCAAUGGACCUGGCCCAGGCAGGCAGCACAGUGGAGUCCAAGAUCUAUGACACGCUACAGUGGCAGAUCUGGACCCUCCUGCCUGGGUUCUGCACGAGGCCCACAGACGUGGCCGCCGCCUUCAAAGGGCUGGCACGGACUCUAGGCACGGCCAUCAGCGAGCGCCCAGACCUGAGGGUCACCGUAUGCCAGGCCCUGCGCACUCUCAUCACCAAGGGCUGUGAGGCAGAGGCUGAUCGUGCCGAAGUGAGCCGCUUUGCCAAGAACUUUCUGCCCAUCCUAUUCAACCUAUACGGGCAGCCUGCUGCAGCCGGAGAUACCCCAGCUCCUCGGCGGGCUGUGCUGGAAACCAUCAAAACUUACCUCACCGUUACUGAGCCUCAGCUGGUGAAUGGUUUUCUGGAAAAAGCCAGUGAGAAGGUGCUGGACCCCUCUAGCUCUGACUUCACCAGGUUGUCUGUCCUGGACCUGGUUGUGGCCUUGGCUCCCCAUGCUGAUGAAGCCGCCAUCAGCAAGCUCUACUCCACCAUCCGGCCCUACCUAGAGAGCAAGGCCCACGGGAUACAGAAGAAGGCCUACCGUGUGCUGGAGGAGGUGUGUGCCAGCCCCCAGGGCCCCGGGGCCCGCUUCGUGCAGAGCCACCUGGAUGACCUGAAGAAGACCCUGCUGGACUCGCUGCGGAGCACCUCCUCGCCCGCCAAGAGGCCCCGUCUGAAGUGCCUCAUACAUAUUGUGAAGAAGCUCUCGGCCGAGCACGAGGAGUUCAUCAGUGCCCUUGUCCCAGAGGUGAUCCUCUGCACCAAGGAGGUCUCGGUGGGAGCUCGGAAAAAUGCUUUCGCGCUGCUGGUGGAGAUGGGCCAUGCUUUCCUUCGGUUUGGCCCAAACCAGGAAGAGGCCCUGCAGCGUUACCUCGUCCUCAUUUACCCUGGCCUGGUGGGUGCAGUGACCAUGGUCAGCUGCAGCAUCCUGGCCCUGACCCACCUCCUCUUCGAGUUUAAAGGUCUGAUGGGGACCAGCACGGUGGAGCAGCUGCUGGAGAACGUGUGUCUGCUCCUGGCCUCGCGCACCCGUGAUGUGGUGAAGUCGGCACUGGGCUUCAUCAAGGUGGCAGUGGUCGUCAUGGACGUGGUGCACCUGGCCAAGCACGUGCAGCUGGUGAUGGGCGCCAUUGGAAAGCUCUCGGACGACAUGCGACGGCACUUCCGCAUGAAGCUUCGGAACCUGUUCACCAAGUUUAUCCGCAAGUUUGGGUUUGAGCUGGUGAAGAAACUGCUGCCGGAGGAAUACCACAAAGUCCUGGUAAACAUCCGGAAAGCAGAGUCCCGGGCCAAGAAACAGCGGGCCCUCCACCAGACCGCCGUGGAAGAGGAAGAAGAGGAGGAGGAGGAGCCCGUCCAGGGCAAAGGCGACAGCAUCGAGGAGAUUUUGGCCGACUCAGAGGAUGAGGAGGACGAGGAGGAGGAGCGGAGUCGGGGCAAGGAGCAGCGGAGACUGGCCCGCCAGAGGAGCCGGGCGUGGCUGAAGGAGGGGGGCGGGGACGAGCCCCUCAACUUCCUGGACCCCAAGGUGUCCCAACGAGUCCUGGCCACGCAGCCUGGGCCAGGCCGCGGCAAGAAGAAGGACCAUGGCUUCAAGGUGAGCGCUGACGGCCGGCUAAUCAUCCGAGAGGAGGAGGAUGCCAACACCAAGACAGAGGAAGAGGAGGGCACCAAAGGGGAGGAUGAGGAGAUGGCUGACCUCAUGGAAGACAUAGGCGUCAAGAGUAAAAAGCGCCAGAAGCUUAAGCAGAAAGAGGCUGAUGACGAGGAGCUGGAGAUGCCCCCUCAGUACCAAGCGGGAGGCUCUGGCAUCCAUCGCCCUGUGGCCAAGAAGACUAUCCCCGGGGCUGAGUACAAGGCAAAGAAAGCAAAGGGUGACGUGAAGAAGAAGGGUCGGCUCGACCCCUACGCCUACAUCCCCCUCAACAGAACCAAGCUCAACCGCAGGAAGAAGAUGAAGCUACAGGGGCAGUUCAAGGGCCUGGUGAGAGCUGCUCAGCGGGGCUCCCACGUGGGACACAAGCUCCGCAGGAAGGAUCGUCGGCCCUGAGCCCCAGGGCCCCCUCCUCCCCAAGCUGCUCUGUGGUCCAGCCUGAGGCCCUUUUCAGCCCCCAGGCUGCCUUGACACCAGCUCCAGAUGCUCCUGUCAGCAGUGGAGCCUGGACUGAGUGACUUGUUGGAACCAGGCUUGGGUCCCAGAGGUGCCCUGGAUUUUGGAAGCUCCAAAUGAGAAUCUAUCUCCCUUCAGAGAUGCCCCUGGGGUCUGGAGAUGGGAAUGUGGCUUUGUCAUCGCCGAGUGGCUAGUGGGGCAUCUGUGCUUUCCAUCCAGAGUGUUUGCAAACAACAGAGUAGAUAGAUGGUCUUCCUUUCCUCCACCUGCUUGUAGCCCUGUGGCACUCAGCCUGGCUGCAGUUCUGAGCGUGUGAAGUUUGCUUUGACCAGACAUAGAAUAAAGAUGCAACACCA
Messenger RNA from Budorcas taxicolor (takin), 4389 nucleotides. RefSeq names its product ribosomal RNA processing 12 homolog (gene RRP12). Lineage: Eukaryota; Metazoa; Chordata; Mammalia; Artiodactyla; Bovidae. The coding region runs from base 86 to 3973 and encodes 1295 amino acids. The record is from RefSeq and is a predicted model, not a curated record. The transcript is spliced from 34 exons.